AUGAAUGGCCAGAGUGAUGAGCGUGGUGGCCGUGCGGCCCCUGAUGCGCCAGCCUUGGACAGCCUGAUUGGCCACAAGGACAUCUCGUCUUCACAUCCUGCCGUGUCAAACAAGGCAUCUCUCGCCUUUAUGGCUCAAAGCGCGCUGGAUCUCUCAAACUCUGGAACUGGCAACUCCUUCCCCUCCUCUUGCUCUUCCUCCUUUGCCUCCUUCGCAACUAGCACCAACACCAGUGGCGACGGCGGUGAUCAGCGCGGGAACGAUCCUCCUCAAGCACCGCAAGCACCGCAACCUCCUCACAAGGUGUACGCGAGGUCCACUGCCUCGGGAAACCGCUGUGUGCGGUGUAUCAUCCACAAGAAGAAGUGCGACGGAGUAAGACCUGUAUGCGGGUACUGCGUUAGCAGUAGACACCACAAGUACGAUUGCGUGUAUCCACAAGGCAAUCCAACCCGACGACAGCUCGAAGAUAUGAGGAGACAACAGACGGACACGGCUUCUGGCGCUGGAGGUCAACAGAAUGGCGAUAACAACAACAGCAACAUGAAUACAUCGGCUGCCACGGCGUCUCCUUCCACAACAGCACAACCUGCUCGACUUACUCCUCCAUUGUACGUACGAGAGCUAAGCCAUCACCUGUCCCGCAUGCGACAGGCUCAUAUUGCUGCUGCUGCUGCUGAUGCACGCGAGCAAGCGGGCAACAAUCCCAGCAACACUCUUGCAGGCGCUCCAAAUGCAAUAAUACAUCCACUUGCACCACAUGCGAUGCAGCCAAUCCCUUCAAUGGCCACCCGACAACAAUAUAUGCCACCACAGAUGCAAGUCGUGCAAGGCAUGACGGGUAUUCAGGCUCAAGGCGUCGGCUUACAGUGCCAUACCAGUCAAGCGGCUGGGUUUCAAGCUUCUCAAGCCCACUGUCUCCCUCUCCGAGCAUCAGGACACCCAGACCAGCCAGCACCAAGCCAGAGCAACCUGGACCCUCAGCCACGGAUAGCGUUGGACUUGAACCAUUCCAACGCGAUGGCUCGUCGUCGAAAUCGCUCUCCUAUUCCACAGCGCAAUGCACCUCGUCAAGGAGGCCUCUCGCAUGACCUAAUGCCUCCUCCAAUGUUCAUGUCGACUAAUGUCGUCGAAAUCGCUCGACAGGAGUUCCGUCUUUUGCCAGAUGGAAGUUUGACAUUCCAGCCAGCAAUAAACCCUGCGAUGAUCAUGACGCCCAUCAUCACUGCAACGAACAACAUGACAAACAGCAUGGGCGGCCAGUCUCCGGCGCGCUUUCCGGAAAUGAAUUGGGGUCCCCAUGAUGUGUAUACGUCUGAUGGGGGCCUCAAUGCCAACCCACCACAUGGAGACUGCACCUCCGAAACAGUCAUUGGGCAGCUCGAUGCGCCAGUGAGACGGGCGGCGGAUGCAGUUGAACAGGGAGGGCAGAACGAAAGUGAGGAUGAGGAGGUCGCCAGUUCGAGUGCAGAUGAAGAAGAAGAAGAGGACGGGGACGAUGUCGAUGCUGAAGAUGGAGAUGAAGAACAGGUCGGGGACGACGUCGAUCGAGAAGAAGAUGAAGAGCACGAUGAAGAGAUGUUGCAUGGCGACGAGUAA
Messenger RNA from Exophiala xenobiotica, 1599 nucleotides. RefSeq lists its product as uncharacterized. Gene Ontology annotation, molecular function: DNA-binding transcription factor activity, RNA polymerase II-specific; zinc ion binding. Lineage: Eukaryota; Fungi; Ascomycota; Eurotiomycetes; Chaetothyriales; Herpotrichiellaceae. The record is from RefSeq and is a predicted model, not a curated record. The transcript has a single exon. Gene Ontology annotation, biological process: regulation of DNA-templated transcription. The coding region runs from base 1 to 1599 and encodes 532 amino acids.